AUGGAGGAGAUCGACAAACAGCAGAAUACUAGGAGUGAAGCCCUGCAGAGGGCCCAGUGGCUUAGGGCGGCCAUUCUAGGGGCCAACGAUGGGCUGCUCUCGACGACUUCCCUUAUGCUUGGAGUCGGAGCAGCCAGAGAAGAUCGGCAGUCCAUGGUGCUGUCGGGGCUUGCUGGAGCUCUUGCUGGGGCACUAAGCAUGGCAGUCGGGGAGUUCGUGUCUGUCUCGACUCAGAGGGAUAUAGAAGAGUGUUGGGAUGAGCCAGCUUUAAGCGGUGCUUAUCGAAAGCGUUGUCUAAUGUAUCCCGAUAGUAUGGAGGUACUGAUGAAGGAAAGAAAAUGGUUGUGA
Punica granatum (pomegranate) is the source of this 348-nucleotide messenger RNA. The record is from RefSeq and is a predicted model, not a curated record. NCBI's taxonomy places the organism in Eukaryota, Viridiplantae, Streptophyta, Magnoliopsida, Myrtales, Lythraceae.